This is a messenger RNA of Cynara cardunculus var. scolymus (artichoke), 1712 nucleotides long. Its product is annotated as probable membrane metalloprotease ARASP2, chloroplastic. The record is from RefSeq and is a predicted model, not a curated record. Gene Ontology annotation, molecular function: protein binding; metalloendopeptidase activity. NCBI's taxonomy places the organism in Eukaryota, Viridiplantae, Streptophyta, Magnoliopsida, Asterales, Asteraceae. The transcript has a single exon. Gene Ontology annotation, cellular component: membrane. Gene Ontology annotation, biological process: proteolysis. Bases 84 to 1445 code for a protein of 453 amino acids.
AUCUUUCAUCUCUCUUCUCCACUCCUCUCUCAUUCUUUCAUUAAACCUCAACCCCUUCGCCAUUUCAACAUUCAAAACCCAUCAUGUUAACCAACCUCUCCCCUUUUAUGCCCUCUUCCUCUUAUUCUUCCACCAUCAGAUUCUUCAACAACAAACCCAAACACCUCUUUUCAAGUUUACCACCAUCACCGUCACCAUCUUCAACACCUUACUACUCCUCAUACCCAUCUUCCAAUCUCACUUUUCCCGACAAAAGACACUUUCUACAUGAAAAGAUUGGAAUUUCAAUCAGAAAUAGGGAAAAUUUCAAGGCUUCAGCAAUAGCUGGGUUUGAUUUUGGUGGAUUUCAGAGUGCUCAGUCUGUAAUCGAAGCUGUUUCGGUUUUGACUGCCAUCAUAGUUGUUCAUGAAAGUGGUCAUUUCUUGGCUGCUCAGCUUCAGGGGAUUCGUGUAAGUAAAUUUGCUGUUGGUUUUGGUCCUAUUUUAGCUAAAUUCAAUGCUAAUAAUGUCGAGUAUUCUUUAAGAGCUUUUCCUUUAGGUGGGUUUGUAGGGUUUCCUGAUAAUGAUCCUGAUAGUGAUAUCCCAGUAGAUGAUGAGAAUUUGUUGAAGAAUAGGCCUAUACUCGAUAGGAUCAUUGUUAUUUCAGCUGGUGUCAUUGCCAAUAUAGUCUUUGCAUAUAUCAUAAUCUUUGCACAGAUAGUGUUUGUUGGAUUGCCUGUUCAAGAAGCCUUCCCUGGUGUGAUUGUACCCGAGGUUCGCCCCUUUUCUGCUGCUUCCCGAGACGGGUUGCUUGCCGGUGACGUGAUUCUAUCAAUUAACGAGAUCGAAUUGCCCAAAACCGUACCGAAUUCUGUUUCUAAAGUUGUUGAUAUCAUCAAGAAAAACCCCAAAUCAGUGGUGUCGUUUAAGGUGAAUAGGGGAGGGAAAGAUUUCUUGAUUAACGUCACCCCAGAUCAGAAUAUGGAUGGCAGUGGCCGAAUCGGUGUUCAGUUAUCACCAAACGUUAGGAUUUUGAAGGAGAAACCGAAAGAUGUGUUGCAAGCUUUUAGUUUCACGGGUCGCGAAUUCUGGGGUCUAACAUUUAAUGUUGUGGACAGUUUAAAACAGACUUUUCUUAACUUUUCACAAUCGGCAAGCAAGGUUUCGGGUCCUGUUGCCAUCAUAGCAGUAGGUGCAGAAGUUGCGAAAUCAAACGUCGAUGGAUUGUACCAAUUUGCAGCCAUUUUGAAUAUUAAUCUUGCAGUAAUUAACCUUCUUCCUUUGCCUGCUUUAGAUGGGGGUUCUUUGGCCUUAAUUCUUGUGGAAGCAAUAAGAGGUGGGAGAAAACUCCCUUUAGAAGUAGAGCAAGGGAUAAUGUCAUCCGGGUUCACGCUUGUUUUCGUUCUUGGUCUUUUUCUAAUCAUUCGAGACACACUAAACCUCGAUUUCAUCAAAGACUUGUUGUGAUUCGUUCAAAAACGGUAGUUCUGAGAUCAAAUUUGGAGAUCUUCGUUAGCGACAAUAUUUUAAAUUCUUUCUGGUGUUCAAUAUAAGAAUCCUUCGCUUCGAGGUACGAUUUCAAUCCAAUCCAAUCCUGUACUAUUUGUGUUAUAUAUAAUUUGGAUCUUCCUUCAAUGUGAUUUAUGAUAUUACAGUAGCAUGGGAGAUAGAUAGAACAAGAUACCUCAUCAUACUUUAAUUUGUGUUGAUUAUAAAACCAUAUUCAUUUGCAAA